AUGGUUGGUAUCAAGUCGCUCGUCGUCGCUGUUGUUGGCAUCGUUGGCGCUCUGGCCGCCGCUGAACCGGCCAACGUCGAAGUCGAAGCUCGUGCCCCCGAGCCGAAUAGUGAGCUUGUCACUCGCUCUACCCCGAGCUCUACGGGAUACAACAACGGUUACUAUUAUUCGUUCUGGACUGAUGGUGCCGGAAACGUCAACUACUCCAAUGGCUCGGGUGGAACCUACAGCGUAACGUGGUCUGGAAACGGUAACUGGGUUGGCGGUAAAGGGUGGAACCCUGGAUCGGCUCGUACCAUCUCGUACACGGCGGACUAUAGGCCAAAUGGCAACAGCUACCUCUCGGUAUACGGUUGGACGACGAACCCACUCAUCGAGUAUUACAUCGUCGAAAACUUUGGCACCUACAACCCUUCCUCGGGUGCUACGAAGAGGGGUACCGUCACCACUGACGGGUCGAACUAUGAUAUCCUUACGGCUACUCGCAACAAUGCCCCUUCGAUUGAGGGGACAAAGACGUUUACCCAGUUCUGGAGCGUCCGACAGAGCAAGCGCUCGAGUGGAUCGGUCACGACGGCCAACCACUUCAACGCAUGGAAAAAGUACAACAUGAAUCUUGGUACUCACAACUACCAGAUUCUUGCCACCGAGGGAUACUAUAGCAGUGGAAGCGCGACGGUGACUGUCAAGUAG
Molecule: messenger RNA, 693 nt
Organism: Serendipita indica DSM 11827
Lineage: Eukaryota; Fungi; Basidiomycota; Agaricomycetes; Sebacinales; Serendipitaceae
Source: the annotation of a GenBank genome assembly